UAUACCGAUAUUCUUCAGUCCCGUGUUGGUUCUAUUGUUCCCUCUUACAAUUCUUCGGCAACAGCUUUAGAGGGUUCCGACGAGCGGAGAAGAUGGUCCAGCGGCUCACUUACCGUAAGCGGCACAGCUAUGCCACCAAAUCCAACCAGCACCGCGUCGUCAAGACCCCCGGUGGGAAGCUUGUGUAUCAGACCACGAAGAAGAGAGCCAGUGGUCCUAAAUGUCCUGUAACUGGAAAGAGAAUUCAAGGGAUUCCUCACUUGAGGCCUGCUGAAUACAAGAGGUCUAGGCUGGCUAGGAACCGUAGGACUGUAAACCGUGCCUAUGGUGGUGUACUGUCUGGCGGUGCUGUUAGAGAGAGGAUUAUAAGAGCUUUUUUGGUUGAAGAGCAAAAGAUUGUGAAAAAGGUAUUGAAGAUCCAGAAGGCAAAGGAAAAACUAGCUUCCAAGAGCUAGAAUGUCUGGUUUUAACGCAUGAACUCUUUUCCAUUUUAUAUAUGCUGGAUGAAAAUUUUGACUUGGAUCAAUGACUUGUUAAUUUAAAUGAUUUUGGAAUUAGCUUCGUUCUUGUAGUUGCAUCAUUAUUUUGAAGUUUCUUCUGCUAGAA
This is a messenger RNA of Cucurbita moschata (crookneck pumpkin), 606 nucleotides long. RefSeq names its product 60S ribosomal protein L34-like. Gene Ontology annotation, molecular function: structural constituent of ribosome. Lineage: Eukaryota; Viridiplantae; Streptophyta; Magnoliopsida; Cucurbitales; Cucurbitaceae. The record is from RefSeq and is a predicted model, not a curated record. The transcript is spliced from 4 exons. The coding region runs from base 93 to 455 and encodes 120 amino acids. Gene Ontology annotation, cellular component: ribosome; cytosolic large ribosomal subunit. Gene Ontology annotation, biological process: ribosome biogenesis; translation.